Molecule: messenger RNA, 7491 nt
Organism: Scophthalmus maximus (turbot)
Lineage: Eukaryota; Metazoa; Chordata; Actinopteri; Pleuronectiformes; Scophthalmidae
Gene: ptprb
Product: protein tyrosine phosphatase receptor type b
Exons: 40
Coding region: 255-6419 (2054 amino acids)
Biological process (GO): protein dephosphorylation
Molecular function (GO): protein tyrosine phosphatase activity; protein binding
Source: RefSeq, a predicted model, not a curated record
CAGGAAGCCUGGUGAGACAGGCCGAGUCCAGAGGAGCGACAGGAAGGAGCGAGUCCGGAGUCGAGGAGGUCGGAGUGGAGGAUGGACACGAGACGGAGGAGCGGCGGCAGACCAGCGAGAAGGAACGCGUGGAAGUGAAGGGAAACUCUGCUUCUCAAUGAGGAAUCACCUUCCACCAGGACGUUUCACCCGUGUGUCCCUCUGAAGGAUUAUUCGCUGCCCGCUCCCGGAGCAUCGUCUUCGUUGCCCGGUGGAUGUCCACUCUGCUCUUCUGCUCGGCCUCAGGAUUAUGGUGGAGUUCCCUCCGACCCAACAUGUUGAGGUGUGAAGUUCCCAGUGCUCUCCUCUGCCUGUGGGUCACCUGGCUGCUGCUGCAGGACGUGACCAGUGCAGCUGCCGCACAGAACCAGUCGGUCCCAUGUCGCAUCUCAGUAUCUGAACCAGCGUCCGGUCUGGACUCCGUCUCUCUGACCGUCAACACGCCCGGACGGAACUGCUCCUUCGUGCUGACGCCGCUCGACGCCGGGGUCGACCACGGCGAGUGUCUGGGACGACGGCGAGGAGACGAGGAGCCGGAGACUCGUGAGAUCGGAGGACGAGAGGAGGAGGAGGUGAAGGAGGUGAAGGAGGAGGAGGAGGAGGAGGUGAAGGAGGUGAAGGAGGAGGAGGAGGAGGUGAAGGAGGAGGUGAAGGAGGAGGUGAAGGAGGAGGAGGAGGAGGAGGAGGGAUCGAACUACCUGGGAACCGACCAGCUGGCAGCGGAGGAUGCUGGGAACAAGAGUGCAGGAGAAGCGUUCACCUGUGUGUUGCGUCACCUGGAGCCCGGGACGUCCUACGAGCUGCAGGUCCGGUCCCAGACGGACGAGGAGGCGGCGAACGUCACCGUGCACACGAGACCGUCGGCGGUCGGCGGCCUGGCGGUGACGUCCAGGACGUGCUGCAGCCUCGGUCUCUCGUGGCAGGCCGGUCCCGGCAGGACGCAGCGCUUCAGGGUGCAGCUGUGGGGACGACCUCGGGGUCGGGGUCACUCGGGUCUGAUGAAGAGCGAGACGGUGGAGAGCACCACGACGCGACACACCCUCGUCGACCUGACGCCGGGGCGACUGUACAACGUCACCGUGGUGACGGAGGCCGGCGACCUGAAGAACAGCCGGACGGUCGAGGCCCGGACAGUUCCCGCUCCCGCGUCCAACAUCAGCGUCGAGUUUCGCAACAGCACCAUCUUGUCAUUGUCAUGGCAACGGCCCACAGGCGACCUGGACGCCCUCGUCGUCGCCCUCUCGACCAAUGGCACGAGCCGCCGCGAGACGACGACACUUCCUCCGAACGCCACGGAGGUCACCUUCGAUCGGCUGACCCCCGGCUCGACCUAUCGGUUCGCGGUCACGUCCAGGAGCGCCGAGCUGACGAGCCAAUCGGAGAUCAGUGUCAGCACAGCUCCGGCGGCGGCGGCCCUCCUCUCCCUGUCGCCCUCCUCCUCCGGGGACCUCGUCCUGACUUGGACGCCCCCUCCUGGACACUGGGAGCGUUACAGGCUGUCCCUGUUUGACGGCCUCCAGCAGUUAGUCGACACCGGCGUGGACCAGGAGGCGGAGACGUUCGUGUUCCCCGGGACGGACCUGACGCCUGGGAGGACGUACAGGGCGCUGCUGAGGGUGGAGAGCAACGGACUGGAGGCUGAGAGCAGCUGUGAAGGAUCAACAGCGCCCGCUGCCGUGACGAACCUCCAUAUCCGACACUCGGACGAGACCUCGCUCAGCGCCAUGUGGAGCCACGCCCCCUCCGGCUCACGUGACGGCUACUUCCUCACCAUUCGUCACGAUAACGUCACCGUGGAUACCAGGGAGGUGGAGCCUAACAUGAGGGAGUGCACGUUCAACGUACUCACACCCGGGAGGCGGUUCACCGUCACCGUGACAACGAGGAGCGGGAAGUUGAACACCUCUGUGUCUCUGGAGGGAAGGACAGUUCCCAUGGCGUUGCGUUCCAUCACUCUGAGUAGCUCCGGCGUCGACAGCCUCCAGGCAUCAUGGGAAAAACCACCGGGAGACGUGGACUCGUACACACUGACCCUGCUGCACGACAGUGUCGUGGUUCAGAACUUCAGCGUUCCAGUCGGCUCCUCCUCUCUGCUGCUGGCUGGGCUGACGCCCGGCGCCCUCUACAGGCUGCAGGCCGCCACUGUCAGCGGGGGGCUGCGGUCUGCAGCCACAAGUCUGGAGGGGCGGACAGCGCCAGCGUCCGUCUCCGAGGUGACCGUCGGCAACGGCGGCAGAUCGGACGCCCUGCAUGUGUCGUGGCGUCCGGCGGCGGGCGUGGUGGACAACUACCUGGUGCGUCUGCAGGACGGCAGUCGCACCGUGCACACGCUCGCCGUGUCGCGCCUCUCGACGCCCGAGUGCUCCUUCAGCUCGCUGGUCGCCGGGCGGCUGUACUCGGUCGUCAUAGUGACGAGGAGCGGCGGCCUGGAGAGCGGCACCACGGUUCAAGCGCGAACACAACCUGCCACCGUACAGAACCCGACAGCUGUUCACUCCGCGAGAGACGAUUUCCUCAAGGUGUACUGGCGUCACGCGGCCGGAGACCUGGACCGCUACGUGGUUCUGAUCCGCUACAACCACAGCGUCCUGCAGAACAAGAGCGUCUCCGCCGGACACAACGAGUGCGUCUUCUCGUCGCUGACGCCGGGCAGACUCUACACCGUCACCGUGGAAACCUGGAGCGGCGGCUACGUCGGCAGCGUCUCCACCGACGGACGCACCUUUCCAGCUGCUGUGGGUAAUCUGUCGCUAGGCGACGCAGGAACAGGUUAUCUGACUGUCACCUGGAGCCCCGCCCCCGGAGACGUGGACCAUUACGAGGUCACGCUGCUCUUCAACGACACGCGUGUUUUCCCUCCGGUGACGUUGGGCAGCGAGGUGUGGCGUCACCGUCUGACCUCCCUGACCCCCGGGCGUCUCUACAAGAUCGUGGUGUCGACGUUCAGCGGACCGAACCAGCGAGCGCAGUUCAUCGAGGGACGGACAGUUCCCAGUCCGGUGGGAAACCUCCACAUGGCUCCUGGACCGGGUCCGAGGGACUCGACCACCGGACUCCGGGUCUCCUGGACACCCGGAGACGGAGACCUGGACACGUACGUCGUCUCCUUGACGACCACGGACAGCGUCACCGUGGAGACUCGUCACGUCCCCAGACACGUCUCCUCCCUGGACUUCCUGGACCUGAUCCCAGGCCACGCCUACACCAUCACCGUCCAAUCGCUGAGCGGGGAGCUCAAAAACACCAACGCAGCCACCGGCAGGACAGCUCCGGCCCGCGUGACGGCGCUGCAGGCGGACAACGACCACACCACCCACAGCCUGACGGUCCGCUGGGAGCGGCCGGUGGGCGUGUACGACGGCUACAGGCUGCAGCUGCUGGACGAGGCCGGCGUCGUCGUAUUGGCCAACCGCUCGCUGCCGGCCGAGAGGCGGAGCGAGCGGUUGGAGCGUCUGACCUCGGGGCGGCGCUACAGCGUCAGGCUGGUGACGCUGAGCGGCGGCGUCCCGUCUGCGGUCGCCACGGCAGAGGGACAAACACGUCCGGCCGCGGUCAGUAAUCUGACCGUCACGUCGGCAGACACCUCCUCGCUCUCCUUCUCCUGGCGUCCGUCCGACGGCCACGUGGAAAUCCACGACCUGUCCCUGUACGUCGUCGCCGAGGCGACGGCCAAUCGCAGAGCGGAUGCUGCGGGGAGCAGGAAGGAGCAUCACCAGGCGCUCGACGAGCUGGUGGACCUGCAGAAAGUCGGCUCGGCCGCGGACGGAUGCGUCUUCUCCGGCCUCCGAGCAGGAAGUCUGUACCGCCUGCAGGUGGUGAGCUGGAGCCGAGGCAUGAGCAGCGACUCGUCCGUCCUCGCCAGAACAGUUCCGUCUGCAGUGUCGUCUCUCCAGGUUCAGAGUUCGGGGCGGACGGACCGACUGACGGUCAGCUGGCAGCGCGCUGAGGGAACCUGCAGCAGUUAUCAGGUCGUGUUGUACGACGUGUCCGGAGCCGCUCUCGGAGCCCAGACGCUGGGGGCGGAGCACCGGAGUCACAUGAUCCCUGGGCUGGUCCCUGGUAGGCUGUACCGCGCCGAGGUGGUCACGCACAGCGGGGAGCUGACCAAUAACGUGUCGGCUGUCGGACGCACCUCUCCAGAUCCCCCGACCCACCUGUCCGUCAAACAAGGCGCCGCCAAUCACACCAUAGAGCUGCAGUGGUCUGGCCCCGCCUCCGGCGACUACGAUGCCUUCAGCCUCCAGUGGACGCCUCCCGACCACCUGUCAGUCACACACACCCAGCUGACCGGCUCCGUCGUGGGCGGGAUGUUCCCCGGGCGACAGUACAACUUCACCGUGACGACCGUCUCCAGCGGGGGCGGGGCCGCAGCAGCCAGGAGCCAGCCAAUCCAGAGGAGCGUCAGGACGAGUCCGUCUCCUCUCAGGUCCAUCCACUGCUUCCCUCUCUCGUCCUCGUCCCUCUCCUGCUCCUGGUCGCCGCCCGUCUCCGACUUCGACUCGUACGAGGUCGAGUGUCGUCGCCACGACGACGGCGAGCUGACCUCGGCACUGCGGCUGGCGGAGGGCGUCGCCGCCGUGACGCUGGACCGUCUGGAGGCGUACAGGAAGUACACGGUGACAGUCAGGGUGUCGUCGGCCGGACACACGAGUCUGCCGGCGACGCACACGACCGUCACCAUGAUAGACCGUCCUCCGGUCCCGCCCCCCAGCGUGCGCGUCGGCGAGAGGUCAUCGAAGGUCACGUCGUCCUCCAUCUUGUUUCGCUUCAACUGCUCCUGGUUCAGCGACGCCAACGGCGCCGUGCGAUACUUCGCCGUGAUCGUGGCCGAGUCGGACGCCAACGAGCUGCUGCAGCCGGAGCAGCGCCACCCGCUGCCCUCGUACCGCGACUACGUCAGCAACUCGUCCGUCAGAGCCUAUCAGAGCGCUUACUUCGCCAGCCGCUGUCCGCAGGACACGGAGACGUCACCUGGACAGGUGGUGGAGGUCAACCUGGGGGCAGGAGGCGACCGACUGGGCGGGGCCUGUGACCAUUACCAUGACGACGACCUCUACCUGAGUGACAGCUACGGCAGCUUCUGUGACGGACCUCUGAGAUCCAAAACAUCCUACAGGCUGAGCGUUCGAGCGUUCACCAAACUGUUUGAUGAAAACCACAGUGAGUUUCCUCAGCCGCUUUUCACCGACACGUACCUGUCGACGCCGAUCAGGACGCACGCAGAGCCUCUAGGUGGCGUGGUGGAGGGGUUGAGCGCCGGCAUGUUCCUGAUCGGGAUGAUGGUCGCCGUCGUCUCGCUGCUCGUUUACAGACAGCGGCUCCGCAAAGUGGCUGUGCAGGAGAACCCGUUGGUGAGGAUGAGCAUGUGGAAAGAGGUUCCGUCUUCAGGCAUUUACAUGGGAGUAAGGAGCAACCGUCGGGUGACCAGUCCCGUCAAAGCCUGUCACUUCGAGUCCCAUCUGACCAAACUUCAGGCCGACUCCAACUACCUGCUGUCGGAGGAGUUCGAGGAUCUGAAGGACGUCGGGCGCAACCAGACGAUGGACGUCGCCCGGCUGCCGGAGAACCGAGGGAAGAACCGCUACAACAACAUCCUGCCAUAUGAUUCCACCAGAGUGAAGCUGUCGUACCUGGAGGACGACCCCUGCUCCGACUACAUCAACGCCAGCUACAUACCUGGUAAUAACUACCGGCGGGAGUACGUCGCCACCCAGGGCCCGCUGCCCGGCACCAAGGAUGACUUCUGGCGAAUGGUGUGGGAGCACGGCGUCUACAACGUCGUCAUGGUGACGCAGUGUGUGGAGAAAGGACGAGUGAAGUGUGAUCAGUACUGGCCUGCGGACAGAGAACCUCUGUACUACGGCGACCUGGUCAUCCAGAUGCUGUCCGAGUCCGUCCUGCCCGAGUGGACCAUCCGGGAGUUCAAGAUCACCUCGGAGAGCGGCGGCAGCUUCCCCCGGGUGCUGCGUCACUUCCACUACACCGUGUGGCCCGACCACGGCGUCCCGGAGAGCUCCCAGUCCCUGAUCCAGUUCGCCAGGACGGCCCGCGACUACGUGGACCGGUCGCCGAGCUCCGGCGCCACGGUGGUGCACUGCAGUGCCGGCGUCGGACGAACCGGGACGUUCAUCGCGUUGGAUCGUGUUCUGCAGCAGCUGGACUCUAAAGGAACCGUGGACCUGUACGGCUGCGUGUUCGACCUCCGUCUGCACCGUCAGCACAUGGUCCAGACCGAGUGUCAGUAUUCCUUCCUGUACCAGUGUGUACGCGACGUCCUGAGAGCCAGGAAACAUCGCAGUGAGCAGGAGAACCCUCUGUAUCCCAUCUACGAGAACUUCAACCCCGAGUACUGUCGCGACUUCAUGUACACUGGACGCUGAACAGACGAUGACAUCAUCACAUCGAGAGGACGUGGGUUGAGAGUUAACAGAUCAUUUUUAUGAAGUUUCAUUUGUAAGCUUCACUCUACUGGUUUGUUUUAAUAUUUCAAAAUAAAGUGUCUCAAGAAGAUUUUAAAAACUACAAAAUUCAACGAAUUCUCAGUUUGGCUCAUCCCGUGGACGACACACAUGUACGGGUGAAGACAAACUGUAACCAGCCUGACGGAGCUAGAGAUUUGAUACGGAAUUGUUUGGCCGAUAAGUUUUCUAAAAAAUGAUCCAAUUAUUUGACCAACUUGGAACCGAUCCCCCGAUAAAAGAAAACAUUUGGUCGAUCUCAGGGUUUAAAAAUCAUAAAAAAUAUUUGAGUUCAAUCUGACAAAACUGAUCACAGGGAAGAAAAGGGCCAUUCAUUUUUUACACUCGAUUAUUACAGUAUGUCCUCACAUACUGACCCUUAUAAGCUGUUUAUUUAAAAAGUUACACAUAUUGCUGUAUGUAAAUAUUGGUGUAAUACUCUUUUUAUACGAUAAUGAAUAUAUUUACUAUAUGUUGACUAUUUUAAUUAUGUUAUUACUGUUUAUAUAUUGUUUAAGAAGCAGCGAGCAUUUAUAACCUGUUGUAACUAUCCUGCUUUUAAACAUAUGCCACUGUAGUUGUUCAUAAACUGCCAAAAGUUAACAAUUACAAUGAAAGUUGAAUCAGUUAUUAAUUAACUGGAGUUCAGUUACAAACUUGUUUUCUUGGAUAUUUUCUUUGUUUAUGGAAUCUCAUUAGUCUCAAAACUCUUUGUGUUGGACUAUUGGAACGGUUUUAACGUUGUUAAAUUGUUUUUGAUUUAUUUGUUAAGGACAUAAUUGAUUUCGACGUGUUGAAAAGAACAUUGACGUCCAUGUCAGUGAAUCUUGGACAAACUUUUCUUAAAGUCCAACACUUUUUUUUUUUGUGACUACAAUAAUGAUUCAAGCCAUAUUUCCCAGCACUAAGAAUGUAUGAAGCAGUUUUUAUAACUUGCUGUCAGAUCACUAUGAAAUUGAUUAAACAUUCAAUUAAAAAUUGCUGCCAAACCAUC